CCCUGCGCCGUUACAUCCCCAAGAACCGCACCCAGUACCGCGUGUGGGCCAUGGUCAACUCCACCGCCUUCGAGUACAUCAUGUUCGUCCUCAUCCUGCUCAACACCAUCGCCCUGGCCGUGCAGCACUACGAGCAGUCCAAGCCCUUCAACUACGUGAUGGACCUGCUCAACAUGGUGUUCACGGGGCUCUUCACCGUGGAGAUGGUGCUCAAGAUCAUCGCCUUCAAACCCCGGCAUUACUUCUGCGAUGCCUGGAACACCUUUGACGCCCUCAUCGUGGUGGGCAGCGUGGUGGACAUCGCCGUCACCGAGGUCAACAACGGGGGGCACGUUGGUGAGAGCUCGGAGGACAGCUCCCGCAUCUCCAUCACCUUCUUCCGGCUCUUCCGCGUCAUGCGCUUGGUGAAGCUGCUCUCCAAGGGCGAGGGCAUCCGCACCCUGCUCUGGACCUUCGUCAAGUCCUUCCAGGUGGGCUGGGGGACACCGGGG
Messenger RNA from Parus major (Great Tit), 491 nucleotides. RefSeq names its product voltage-dependent L-type calcium channel subunit alpha-1F-like. Gene Ontology annotation, molecular function: high voltage-gated calcium channel activity. Gene Ontology annotation, cellular component: voltage-gated calcium channel complex; membrane. Gene Ontology annotation, biological process: calcium ion import across plasma membrane. The record is from RefSeq and is a predicted model, not a curated record. The annotation marks the transcript as partial. The transcript has 5 exons. NCBI's taxonomy places the organism in Eukaryota, Metazoa, Chordata, Aves, Passeriformes, Paridae.